Stylonychia lemnae is the source of this 2052-nucleotide messenger RNA. The record is from the annotation of a GenBank genome assembly. NCBI's taxonomy places the organism in Eukaryota, Ciliophora, Spirotrichea, Sporadotrichida, Oxytrichidae.
AUGCCAAAUAAACCUCGAAAUUUUAGAACAGUGUUAGCUGACUAUAUUUGCUAAUAAGAUCAGUUUGGUCACCCUAUCUCACUUACUUAUAAAAGAAAUAACACGUUUAAGACAUUUUUUGGAGGAUUCAUAACGAUACUUUUCAGGAUGGGAAUAGUUGUAUUCCUAGUAUUUGAAAUAAUGAAAGUAGUAGAAAAGAAAAGCAAUAUCGCUAACUCCUAAUAUAGAAGAAACUUGGUUGAGGACAAGAGAUAAUACUAGAUAGAUUUAACUAACUUUGAUUUAGCUUACAGUAUAUUUUCAACUGAUCCAAAGAUUGCUGCAAAUAUUGAUAGAUAUGUAUCGGUAUAAUUCCAGGAAGUGUACUUUGCAUGGUCAAAAGAUGGUGCCACCUAUACUAUGGAUGUGAAAGAUGUACCUUUGGAUAAUUGUCCACCUGGUAGAUUUUUAGGAGAAACUGUGUAAACUGAUAAUUUUGGAAUACAAUUCAAUUAUAAAUGUCCAGUAACUAUAAAUUCAACAUUAUAAGGAAGUUUUGCAACAAAGGAAACUAGAUAUAUUUAGGUAUUAGUUGGUGGUUGCAAUUAAGCUAUUCUCAACAAAACAAAGCCAAAUUUAUAAUGUGCUAAUGAUACUGAUAUCAUGAAAGCAUUAGAUUUUCUUGAACUAAACCUACUAACUUCAAACUAAUUUGUUGAUGUAAAUGAAAAAGAAGGUAAUCCAAUCAAAACUAUCAUUAAAAACUUCUACGCAACCAGUAAAUCAGAAAUAAGUUAGUCUUUUUAAAUCAAAAUAGGCUAGAAUUUUCUAAUUAAAAAUACUUCUCCAUUAUCAAAUCAACUCUCUUCAGAGAACAUAACUUACUACUAAGUGAGAGCUGAUGAAACAGCUCUAGGAAGUUAUAAAAAGUAUUAGACUUUAUUUAGAUAUUACAUUCUACUAGAUGACAAUAUUUUAACUACAUCUAUUGAAGUUUAUACUAUCUCAGAUGCUCUUUCAAAUACAGGAGGUAUAUUAGGAAUUGUUUCAAUUAUCGUUGCAGUCCUCCUAUCAAAGGCAUAAGAAAACUUCUUUUAUUAAUCUCUAGUGGGAGACAUAUUCUAAAUUACAAAUAAAGAUGCCAUUUAAAAGAGUUAAAAUAUUAAGUAGAAACCUUCUAUUAAAAUUCAAGAUAUGAAUUCUUCAAAUAUUAAUUUAUCCAGUCAUAUUUCAGAUGCUUCAUAGAACAAUCAACAAUAUUAUUAAAGGCUAUUAGUCAGUGUAAAAAAUAGAAUAAGAUUCUUCCUAACAGAUUUCGAAAUUUAUUUUAGUAUCUUUGCUUGUUGCAAGAAAAAAGAGUAAAGGGAACUUAUUAAAAAAAGAAUGAAACUUUUCAAGAAAGCUUAGGAAAUGCUUGACAAAAAAUUAGAGAUCUUUACAAUAUUAAGAAAUAUUUAGAUGGUUAAACUACUAAAAAGGAUAACACUCUCGAACUAUUAGAGAAAACUUACUCCCUAUUUCAAAUAGAAUUUAGUUUAAAUCAAAGAAUGCAAAAAGUUGAAUGACGUCAUGAAUAUAAAGAAUUUGAAGCUAAAAGAUGAUUCUAUUCCAUGCUUGAAUGAAGAAAAUAACGUAGAGUGGAAUAGUAAAAGCAAAAGUUCAAGGAGAUAGAUCAAAAUCUAUCUAAAACAUGUAUUAAUGCGCAAGGAUAAUAAUAAAUUGGACAAGAGAAUUUUUAAGAAUCUAGACCCUGAGUUUGAAAAGAAGGUUAAGGUCUAGGUCAAGAACCCUAUAAAAGAUAGCAUUCUCAAAAAUCUCAACAAAGACCUAAUGAAAGUAGCUAGCUUUCCCAAACCCAAAUUUUUAAUGGAAAAUAAUCAAACCUAUCUUUCUUCCUCAGUAUUGAAUAAUUAUCUGACUACUAACUAGAAAAAAGAUACUUAAUCUAUCGAAGACUGGGAUGAUUAAUCAAGAAAAAUAGAUACAUAUAUGCUGAGUGAAAAAUAACUAAAAGUUACAGACGAAGGAGAUUACUCUAUAAGUUAGUAUUUGGAAAAAGAAAUUAAUUAUUGA